Molecule: messenger RNA, 1857 nt
Organism: Kalmanozyma brasiliensis GHG001
Lineage: Eukaryota; Fungi; Basidiomycota; Ustilaginomycetes; Ustilaginales
Product: Translation Initiation factor eIF- 4e
Exons: 1
Coding region: 1-1857 (618 amino acids)
Biological process (GO): translational initiation
Cellular component (GO): eukaryotic translation initiation factor 4F complex
Molecular function (GO): translation initiation factor activity; RNA 7-methylguanosine cap binding
Source: RefSeq, a predicted model, not a curated record
AUGACAUCGUUUACCACACGGAGGCCCCUAUCAGGGUCAAGGGAAGCGCAGUUGCCCCACGACGAAAACGCAAAGCCAGUCACGCCCCGCUCAGGCCUUCUAGCUAGCGCGUCGCCAGCAUCAAAUACGCGGGUCGCGGGCUCCCUAUCCAAGCUGCCCAGUCUCAGCGACAUUGCGGCUCGAUUGAACCGCGACAAGGAUCUGCUCACGCCUACCGCAUCCCCCGUCAAGCCUCCUCUGUCCAGCAACAGCAGUGAUCUCGCAAGGCCGAGACUAGAGCUGACGGUCAGGUUCACGGGCUCGCCAAGGUCUCUGCCGUCCGAAGAGCGAACAGGCCCGAUGCUCUCGCUCUCUCCGCUCAAGGCGUCGACCUGUGUGGCCACGUUCGACGACUCCUUGGACGGCAGUGCCUCCCCAAAGGCGCCAUCGUCCCGCGCUUGCUCGCCGACAAAGCGAAUGUUGGCGAGCGGUCUGCCAAGUCUCGAUGAGAUUCGCGAACGCAUGACACGAAAGGGUCUGGCGACCUCGAGUGAGUAUGCAAACCCAAAGGAUCUGCCAACGCCAUCAUCCCCCGGCAAACCGGCUGGCUGUGAAGACUCAAUCAGAAGCACCGAUGCCAUCCAGUCUCCCACGGCCACGCCGGGAUCACCCCCGCUCGUCGCCUAUACAAACAUGCUUGUCAAGCCGUCCCUUCAGCUGCCUACCACUUCAAGCCUUCUCGUCACACCCAAGUUGAAACACCCACUUCCGCCGUCACCAAUCAGACCCUCGACCUACCCUCUACAGCACGAAUGGACGCUCUUCUACGACAUCCGUGCCGUGGGCCCAUCAACGCCUGGCUCGGCAUCGAUCUCCGAGGCGCCCUCGACACCUCUCACGCCCAUUCUGUCGUCGUCCUCCUGGGAAGCCAACCUCCGUACGAUCGGCACGCACUCUGCGGUCGAGACAUUCCUCAACUGCUUCGUUCAUCUCCGUCGCCCAUCUCAGCUAGACCGUCACUCGUCCUAUCACGUCUUCAAGGACGGCAUCAAGCCCAUGUGGGAGGACGCACGCAAUGCCAAAGGUGGCAAAUGGACCAUCACUUUUCGGCUUCGCAAUCCGGCACUCAUUGACCGGAGUUGGUUAUGGCUGGUGCUCGGCUUGAUCGGGGAGCAGUUGGAUGAAGCGGACGAAACGUGUGGUGCGGUGUGUAGCGUCCGACCGCGCGGAGACCGCAUUGCGCUCUGGGUCAAGGAUGGGAGUGAUGUCGAGAAGCUGAACCGGAUCGGGAGGAAGUUAAUCUCGCUAUUGGAGCUCGAGAAGGAGCCGGGCAUCCUGAUGGAGUUCAGCGCCCACGAGCGAGCCGAGGAGGGCAAGCUGGAAGGACUGUUCAGUCUUCAGAAUGCGAUGCAGGCGCUUCCAUUUGGUGUCCAAGCGGGCCAAGUAUCGCAGAGCCCACCUGGCAUAGCAGCGCUUUCUGGCAACGCUUCCAGACCGGCCUUUAAAAAGGCCUUCUCAAGCUCGCCCGACGUUACUUCUUACGCGGCAACAGAGCCCAAAGCAAGGCUCAACGGUCAACAAUCGAGCGCCAGCGCUAGCGGUCUUGCCUGCUCGCCGCCUACAGCCGGCUCAUCAUUUGGCGCACUCGGACAGUCGCUUGGACUCGGUAUCAGCGGCAACACCUCGACGAAUUUAACGCCGCGUCCCAGCAGUGCUACGAAGCCAGACAAGCCGAGCAGCUUCUCCGCACCACAAUGCUCCAGUGGCAGCGCGUUCAAUUGGAGAACGUCCAUGGACCGCAGUGUUAGCCCUCGCCGUAGAGACACCGCACACGUUGCAACGACCGCCCGAAGUCCUUCGCCGUUCAAAGCCUCGUAG